AUCUACUUUAUUUAUUUACGUAGUACUUGACGUGUGACGUCAGGUAUUAUUUUGUGUGUUGUCAGAUAGGAAGAAUUUGCAUGAUUAUUUAAUUAUAAAUGUAUUCUAUUUGACACAAUUUUCUUUGUUCAAUUACUUUUAGAACAAACUAAUCCUCUAGACAUCGAAUUUCAAUUAUUUAGAAUCCAUAUUAGUUAAUCAUAAUGGCGUCUGCACCAUACAGCUACAGUUACAUUUUCAAGUAUAUCAUCAUUGGUGAUAUGGGCGUAGGAAAGUCAUGCCUUCUACAUCAGUUCACAGAUAAGAAAUUUAUGUCUGAUUGCCCUCACACAAUUGGUGUGGAAUUUGGAACCAGGAUUAUCGAAGUUUCUGGGCAAAAAAUCAAGUUGCAGAUCUGGGAUACAGCUGGACAGGAGAGAUUCCGUGCUGUGACCAGAUCUUACUACCGUGGAGCAGCUGGAGCAUUGAUGGUCUAUGACAUCACUCGCCGAUCAACCUACAACCACCUCAGCAGUUGGCUCACAGAUACCAGGAAUCUGACCAAUCCUAGCACUGUUAUAUUCCUCAUCGGCAACAAGAGAGACGUUGAAGAUCAAAGGGACGUUACUUAUGAAGAAGCAAAAGACUUUGCUGACGAGAAUGGGUUGAUGUUUGUAGAAGCAAGUGCCAAAACUGGAGAGAAAGUGGAGGAAGCUUUCUUGGAAACAGCGAAAAAAAUCUAUCAGAGCAUCCAAGAUGGAAAGUUGGAUCUGAAUGCUGCUGAAUCCGGUGUUCAACACAAGCCUUCUCAGAAACCCCGCGGAGCUAUCAUCAAUGACCAGCAGGCCAACAAAGACUCAUGUUCAUGCUAGGCAAAGAGUGCAUUCAUUUAGACUGGUCUGUUUGUUGGUGGUGCUGAUACCUAAGAAAUAGAGCCAAUAAAUGAAGAGGAUCUGUUACGAUAGCUAUCUCGAGUGAAUUGUGAUAUAUUUGUGAGUUGAGUUCAGACUGUGAAACUGGUGAAUGCUGCGGCAAUUGAAUAUAUUCUAAGCAGACAUUUAAAUCCCCUUCUUACCUCUGCUUGCACUCCUCCUCCUUCCUGAUCGCCCUUCACUCAACUUCAUUCGAAUUCAGAUCUUCAAAACAUGUCCCAUUCAAAUGAAUAACCCAAUUCAUCACUAUCUUUUAUCCAGCCUGAAUCAUUUUCACUUGUAAUCAUUGUAGUUGAAAGCAUUGUAAUGACAAGGAAGUGUAAUAGAAUUGGAAGUAGAACACAAAACUUGUAAGUUGAGAAAUACGGUCAACUCAACCCAUCACUAUCAAGCUCAGAACUAUGUAAAAUAAACUCCUUAGCAAGAAGUUGCUAUUAAUCAAAAUAAAACCCAUUUGUAUUUCGACAUGUAGAAUUUGAAUGUUGAAGAACAUUAUUAUAUGGUAUAUUAUUGUAUGCAUAUAUUAAUCAUAAUACAUUUUUGUAUGACUUGUAACUGGUAUUAGUAAUCACAAGUUUGAUAUUAGUUCUCAAUGAUAUUUUUGGGCAUUUUACGUUCUCUGUUGGUUUUAAUGUAAUUUAAGUUGUUUUUGAUUAUCAUAUACACACGCCUAUUCCUGCAAGUAUCUUAUUAGUUCCGGUGAAAGUCUUCUCUUGUUCACACCAGCUUAAGCAAUAAUUGUAAACCAAACCAAACAAAAUCGAAUCAGAGUCAAACAUGAUAAAUUUGAAAAUCACCGACUCCAGUCUAUUAUUUUCCAUGCACAAUCAUUCAAGAACAAUAAAUUGAGUAAAUUGA
Nilaparvata lugens (brown planthopper) is the source of this 1769-nucleotide messenger RNA. It is a transcript of the gene Rab14, whose product is annotated as ras-related protein Rab-14. The transcript is spliced from 8 exons. Bases 204 to 851 code for a protein of 215 amino acids. The record is from RefSeq and is a predicted model, not a curated record. NCBI's taxonomy places the organism in Eukaryota, Metazoa, Arthropoda, Insecta, Hemiptera, Delphacidae. Gene Ontology annotation, cellular component: Golgi apparatus; recycling endosome; trans-Golgi network. Gene Ontology annotation, biological process: defense response to bacterium; Golgi to endosome transport; endocytic recycling. Gene Ontology annotation, molecular function: GTPase activity; GTP binding.